Molecule: messenger RNA, 4896 nt
Organism: Pan troglodytes (chimpanzee)
Lineage: Eukaryota; Metazoa; Chordata; Mammalia; Primates; Hominidae
Gene: PRPF40A
Product: pre-mRNA processing factor 40 homolog A
Exons: 27
Coding region: 1-3921 (1306 amino acids)
Biological process (GO): mRNA cis splicing, via spliceosome
Cellular component (GO): U1 snRNP; U2-type prespliceosome
Molecular function (GO): protein binding; RNA binding
Source: RefSeq, a predicted model, not a curated record
AUGGCGCGAAACACAACGAAACCCGCGGAGAACGAGCCUCUCCCACCUGCCCCGCCCCGGGUCCGCAACAGCCAAUCCGCGGCAGUGGCCGCUACCACCAGGCCUCAGAGCCCAGGGGUAAACCACGGAGAGCAAGGGUGGGCGGCGGGUUGCAAACGAAGCCGUAGGGCCAAAGGAGAGGCGGAAUGCGCUUCGACCAGAGUUCGACCCCAGGGCUGUAGCCGGAAAGGGGAGCAGGAAAGCGCGCAGGGAGAAGCGGGCGGAGGCCGAAGGCUGUCGAGUAUCCACUCCCUGCGGGGCUUCGUCCCGGCCGGAGACCUCCGCCACCCCCGCGUCACCAACGGGAGCGCGCGCCCCGACAGCCCGAAAGCCGCAUCUUUUCGACGCCGGGUCCUAGCGCCCGCUCGCGCCCUCGGAGACACAUUCCCGAACCUAUUUGUCUUCUCCCUUCUUCCCCACUACGCUCACACUCUUCUCCAGGUUCCCUCAUUAAGGGCAGCUCUCUACCUGGCGGUCUCGCGGUUCCUUAACUGCUCACCCCCAUCUCCCUUUAGUGUGGUUCUCCCCACCCGUACCACAACUUCCCUCACGCUACUCGACACGCCUCCUUCGCCCUCCGCCCAGGCGCGCGCUCUCCACCUGGUGCGUACGGAGAUCGAACCCUCUCCUCCGAACCCCUCCUUUCGCCUUCCCCGCCCCCUCCCCUCCGCCUCGAGCACCGCGCGCGCGCAUUCGGUCCCAGCCACCGCUAACACUAGAAGCUGCUUACCCCCGCCCCCUCCACCCUACUCCUGGCGGCCUCAGGCGACGCCGAGUGAGGCUGAGGCUGGGGGCGAAUCGCCGCAGAGCUGCGUGUCGGCGGCGCAUUCUGAUUGGACAGCGGGGAAGCCCGUCAGCCUGUUGGCCCCGCUGAUCCCGCCCCGUAGCGCAGGGCAGCCUUUAACCUUUAGCCCCAGUGGGCGCCAGCCACUCAGAUCGCUUCUUGUUGGUAUGUGUAGCGGCAGUGGCCGCCGGCGGAGCAGUCUGAGCCCGACGAUGAGGCCGGGGACGGGAGCUGAGCGUGGAGGCCUCAUGGUGAGUGAAAUGGAGAGCCAUCCUCCCUCGCAGGGUCCUGGGGACGGGGAGCGGAGAUUGUCCGGCUCAAGCCUCUGCUCCGGCUCUUGGGUCUCUGCUGACGGCUUCCUGAGGAGACGGCCCUCGAUGGGGCACCCUGGCAUGCAUUAUGCCCCAAUGGGAAUGCACCCUAUGGGUCAGAGAGCGAAUAUGCCUCCUGUACCUCAUGGAAUGAUGCCGCAGAUGAUGCCCCCUAUGGGAGGGCCACCAAUGGGACAAAUGCCUGGAAUGAUGUCGUCAGUAAUGCCUGGAAUGAUGAUGUCUCAUAUGUCUCAGGCUUCCAUGCAGCCUGCCUUACCGCCAGGAGUAAAUAGUAUGGAUGUAGCAGCAGGUACAGCAUCUGGUGCAAAAUCAAUGUGGACUGAACAUAAAUCACCUGAUGGAAGGACUUACUACUACAACACUGAAACCAAACAGUCUACCUGGGAGAAACCAGAUGAUCUUAAAACACCUGCUGAGCAACUCUUAUCUAAAUGCCCCUGGAAGGAAUACAAAUCAGAUUCUGGAAAGCCUUACUAUUAUAAUUCUCAAACAAAAGAAUCUCGCUGGGCCAAACCUAAAGAACUUGAGGAUCUUGAAGGAUACCAGAAUACCAUUGUUGCUGGAAGUCUUAUUACAAAAUCAAACCUGCAUGCAAUGAUCAAAGCUGAAGAAAGCAGUAAGCAAGAAGAGUGCACCACAACAUCAACAGCCCCAGUCCCUACAACAGAAAUUCCGACCACAAUGAGCACCAUGGCUGCUGCAGAAGCAGCAGCUGCUGUUGUUGCAGCAGCAGCGGCGGCGGCAGCAGCAGCAGCUGCAGCCAAUGCUAAUGCUUCCACUUCUACUUCUAAUACUGUCAGUGGAACUGUUCCAGUUGUUCCUGAGCCUGAAGUUACUUCCAUUGUUGCUACUGUUGUAGAUAAUGAGAAUACAGUAACUAUUUCAACUGAGGAACAAGCACAACUUACUAGUACCCCUGCUAUUCAGGAUCAAAGUGUGGAAGUAUCCAGUAAUACUGGAGAAGAAACAUCUAAGCAAGAAACUGUAGCUGAUUUUACUCCCAAAAAAGAAGAGGAGGAGAGCCAACCAGCAAAGAAAACAUACACUUGGAAUACAAAGGAAGAGGCAAAGCAAGCUUUUAAAGAAUUAUUGAAAGAAAAGCGGGUACCAUCGAAUGCUUCAUGGGAGCAGGCUAUGAAAAUGAUUAUUAAUGAUCCACGAUACAGUGCUUUGGCAAAGUUAAGUGAAAAAAAGCAAGCCUUUAAUGCCUAUAAAGUCCAGACAGAAAAAGAAGAAAAAGAAGAAGCAAGAUCAAAGUACAAAGAGGCUAAGGAAUCCUUUCAGCGUUUUCUUGAAAAUCAUGAGAAAAUGACUUCUACAACCAGAUACAAAAAAGCAGAGCAAAUGUUUGGAGAGAUGGAAGUUUGGAAUGCAAUAUCAGAACGUGAUCGUCUUGAAAUCUAUGAAGAUGUUUUGUUCUUUCUUUCAAAAAAAGAAAAGGAACAAGCAAAGCAGUUGCGAAAGAGAAAUUGGGAAGCCUUAAAAAACAUACUUGACAACAUGGCUAAUGUAACAUACUCUACCACUUGGUCUGAAGCCCAGCAGUAUCUGAUGGAUAAUCCAACUUUUGCAGAAGAUGAGGAGUUACAAAAUAUGGACAAAGAAGAUGCAUUAAUUUGCUUUGAAGAACACAUUCGGGCUUUAGAAAAGGAGGAAGAAGAAGAAAAACAGAAGAGUUUGCUGAGAGAAAGGAGACGACAGCGAAAAAAUAGGGAAUCUUUCCAGAUAUUUUUAGAUGAAUUACAUGAACAUGGACAACUACAUUCUAUGUCAUCUUGGAUGGAAUUGUAUCCAACUAUUAGUUCUGAUAUUAGAUUCACUAAUAUGCUUGGUCAGCCUGUUUUUUCAUUAGGAUCAACUGCACUUGAUCUUUUCAAGUUUUAUGUUGAGGAUCUUAAAGCACGUUAUCAUGACGAGAAGAAGAUAAUAAAAGACAUUCUAAAGGAUAAAGGAUUUGUAGUUGAAGUAAAUACUACUUUUGAAGAUUUUGUGGCGAUAAUCAGUUCAACUAAAAGAUCAACUACAUUAGAUGCUGGAAAUAUCAAAUUGGCUUUCAAUAGUUUACUAGAAAAGGCAGAAGCCCGUGAACGUGAAAGAGAAAAAGAAGAGGCUCGGAAGAUGAAACGAAAAGAAUCUGCAUUUAAGAGUAUGUUAAAACAAGCUGCUCCUCCGAUAGAAUUGGAUGCUGUCUGGGAAGAUAUCCGUGAGAGAUUUGUAAAAGAGCCAGCAUUUGAGGACAUAACUCUAGAAUCUGAAAGAAAACGAAUAUUUAAAGAUUUUAUGCAUGUGCUUGAGCAUGAAUGUCAGCAUCAUCAUUCAAAGAACAAGAAACAUUCUAAGAAAUCUAAAAAACAUCAUAGGAAACGUUCCCGCUCUCGAUCGGGGUCAGAUUCAGAUGAUGAUGAUAGCCAUUCAAAGAAAAAAAGACAACGAUCAGAGUCUCGUUCUGCUUCAGAACAUUCUUCUAGUGCAGAGUCUGAGAGAAGUUAUAAAAAGUCAAAAAAGCAUAAGAAGAAAAGUAAGAAGAGGAGACAUAAAUCUGACUCUCCAGAAUCCGAUGCUGAGCGAGAGAAGGAUAAAAAAGAAAAAGAUCGGGAAAGUGAAAAAGACAGAACUAGACAAAGAUCAGAAUCAAAACACAAAUCGCCUAAGAAAAAGACUGGAAAGGAUUCUGGUAAUUGGGAUACUUCUGGCAGCGAACUGAGUGAAGGGGAAUUGGAAAAGCGCAGAAGAACCCUUUUGGAGCAACUGGAUGAUGAUCAAUAAAUUAUACCAAAUAUAUGUUUACAGUAUGAUUUAAAGUCUGAUUCAGACCAGGGACUCUAUUUUAAGUUCAACUGAAAUAACACUGGGUUUUAAUUAUAUCACAGGAAAAAAAAAAGUGCAUUUAAGUAUUGUUAUCGUGGACUUUAUAAAAGCAAAGGAAAUUGAAAAUAACUUUUGAUUCUGUAUCAAGAAUCAUAUUUUCAUACAGUCAUAACUGUCUGUGACCCUUUCACAGGGCACUGUAGGAUGGAUUAAAGGUGGCAAUUUACUGAUAACUGCAGAUGUCUCUACUUUGUUCUAAAAUCUAAGUCAUGAGGUGAUUUGAUUUACUUUAUAGAAGCUGGAUUUUGAAGAUCUAAUGAAAAAUUUUUUGAUAAUAUAGUAGUACAAAAAAAGCACCAGCAACUGAUAAAAACUGCUUUUUUGUGCGCUACCCAACUGGUUAAAGCCAAUGUGAUCUUUUAUGGUGAAACUCCUAAGAAACAGGUGGUUUUGCUGGAAACUUGGUAGACCCUUAAUUAUAGUGGUGCUAAUGAGCACUACUGUAAUAUAAAGCCACCAUUAUUUUUUAUCAAACAUCUGAAUACAUUUUACAAAGGCUAUUGUGAGGGCAUUAUUUUGAGCAUCUAUUUUGAGGUGAUGUUUUAAAAAACUUUAACAUCAAAUCAAAUUGUAAAUUAAUUUAAAUAUAUUGCCUUAAGGACCUACUAAAGAAUGUGCCACCAGACUUUAAGUGAUAGUUGCAAUAUCCUUGUCUAAAAAAAAAAAAAAGUUGACUUAAACAUUUUCUUUAACAGUUGUCUUUUUUUUCUAAAUUCAGUCUUUCUCUUGCUUUUUUUUCCCCGCUAUUGAGGAAGUAUUUUGCCUUCCCUACUCACUGAGAAGUAUUGACUUCGUGGUACACAUUCUAAAGCAUUUCUGAUUUGAAUAUUUUUGUACAUUUUUAUCAAUUAUUAAACCUUCUCUUCUAGUGUG